This is a messenger RNA of Canariomyces notabilis, 1726 nucleotides long. RefSeq lists its product as uncharacterized. Lineage: Eukaryota; Fungi; Ascomycota; Sordariomycetes; Sordariales; Chaetomiaceae. Bases 142 to 1500 code for a protein of 452 amino acids. The transcript is spliced from 2 exons. The record is from RefSeq and is a predicted model, not a curated record.
CUGAAACGUACCUACUUCCAACUGAGCCAUGAAUCCCGAUAGUUCGUUGCACACAGAACACCAAUCCACGACACUGAUUACGAGCAGCCUGGAAAUCCUCGAACAUCGCCCGCCUGGAGGCUAUUCCGGCUUUUCUCCGCAAUGUUUGCAGCUCACCACGACCAGGAAAACCUCUUUGCUCACCAGGCGAGCACCGCUAAACAGCAGCUGCAGGCCAAGACACCCGCUGCACGCUUUCCAAAGACGCCUCUGAAGGUGCCCCUAAACGAUGAAAACACCAAUCACGGCUUUGCUGGAAAGAGCGUUCUGCGAACCAAGGGAAAUAAUGAGAACAUUGCUACGACGGGGAAAGGGGGAAACGGUAUUGGAGAAUCUGGCAGGGCUGCCUUGGUGACGCCUGGAGAGCCCCGGACUGCUCGAGCACCUCUUGGAAACAAGACUACCAACGCGAAAGCCAGGACGCAGCAGACCCCUGGAGUGAAGCAGCUUGUGCAGGACUUUGAGAAGACUAGCAUCAGACCAACCACAGGUCUUAGGCCCAAACAUGCAGGACCUCGUACCGAAUCAUCAAAACUGGAGGUGCACACGGACAAAAGUCCUCUCGACAAGGAGGAAGAGGUCGAAUACGCUCCACCGAAGCCGAAGGAUAUUCCUUACGAGUCUGAUAUCCUCCCUGAGCAUCUGUUCACGUUAGAGGGCCUGAAACCGGAGAACUUGUUCAAGGGAUAUUACCAAUACUACUUUAACCCCGUGGACGACGAUGGCAAGUCGCGAAUUGAGCGCGAGAUGGAGGAGCGGCAGCAGCGCAGCUUCGAGCGUGGUGAAGAGCAGAUCCGGAGAGACAUGGAAGAGUUUGACUGGAGUAUCGGUGAUAUUCCGGAGAGCAAGAAUCUCUUCAAGAAGAAGGCCGAUGUAGCUACGGCAAGUACGGUUGCUAAAGCUACGGCUGUCAAGAAAACCACACGCCCGGGUCUCAAACAGCCAAGCACCAUCGCAUCUCGAAAGGCAGCAUCGGCUCUGGCCAUGACUGUGAAGGCCUCGAGCACAGCAGAGGGCGAGACCAACAAAUCGGUCGCAUCCGCAACAACCAAAGUGCCAUCUAGGGGCUUUAUGUUGCCCAAGCGGAAGCCAACGCAGCCUCUUUCCCAGGCCAGCGUCUCAGCACGGAGUCGAGGAGCUGCCGUAACUGCCUCGAGAAGCACUUUGGGUUACAGCAAGGGUCGGUCCGCCUUAUCAGCUGUGCACCGAGAGAACGAUUCAAGCAGCCGACAGUCUGAGGUGGCUCCCAAGACUCGUACGUUGAUGCGAUCAGUCAGCACAGCUUCCACAGGUUCGGAUGUCACUAUCACACCAGCUCGCUUCGCGCAAUCAUCCCAGGAGUCGAAGAAGCCCGAUUUCCUCCACAUCUUCGAUGCUGAUGAGGACGACGGUGAUCUAGGCGGCGGUAUGCCGCCAUUGGACGACUUUGACGAUGACUUUCAGCUCUCUACCAACUUUUAGCUGCGCACACAAGCUGUUAAUAAUAUCCGGCCGGCGUUUGGUUAAGGUGCUUGAGGAGAGAAACCUCGACGUUUAUUUGCUAUGUCUGCUAGGUUAGGUGGAGUACUAUUGACAUUGUUUUACAUCCCGCAGCAGUAGCCCAACCAGCUCACGGCUGGAAAGGGGCUUGGAGUGGUGUUACAGAGGGAUACCGGGAUACGAGUGACUCUUGAUUGUAGCGGCGGGU